AGUUUGAUGCGGUUGUAGGAGACACGACUAUCGUCGCAAAUCGCUCGUCCUACAUCGAUUUUACACUUCCCUAUUCAGAAUCUGAUGUAGCAAUGAUAGUUGCCAUUGAGGAUGAUGAGCGGAGGAACCUGUGGAUCUUCUUAAGACCAUUGAGUUGGAAUCUCUGGCUAACGACUGGUUUGGCCUUCAUUUUUACUGGUUUCGUCGUUUGGCUCCUCGAACAUCAUACAAAUGAAGAAUUUAGGGGUCGUCGUAGGCAACAAAUCGGUUUGAUAUUCUGGUUUUCCUUCUCCACAUUGGUGUUUGCUCAUAGAGAGAAGAUUGCAAAUAGUUUGACAAGGCUUGUGCUUAUCGUAUGGGUAUUUGUGGUACUUAUCCUGACUCAGAGUUAUACUGCAAGUUUAGCUUCAUUUUUAACUGUGCAACGUUUAACACCGAAGUUCGUGGACGUGCAAGACUUGAUAAGAAAUGGCCAUUACGUCGGGUAUCAGAAAGGAUCUUUUGUGAGAGGACUUCUUGUGAGACAGCUCAAAUUCGAUAAGUCCAGAUUGAUUCCUUAUGGUUCGCCAAAGGAAUACCAUGAGGCACUAUCAAAGGGAAGUGAAAAUGGAGGAGUCGCGGCAAUCUUCGAUGAAUUGCCGUACAUAAAAAUCUUCCUUGCCAGAUACUGCAACAAGUACAAAAUCGUAGGACCAACCUAUAAAACUGGCGGGUUUGGCUUUGCCUUUCCAUUGGGGUCACCUUUGGUCUCCUACAUUUCAAGAGCAAUCUUGAAUGUCACACAAGAUAAAGCGAAAAUGGAUGCGAUCGAAGGAAAAUACUUCCGUGGUCAAAGCUCGUGCCAAGAUCAAGAUGCUGCGAUCUUUUCAGACAAUCUUAGCCUUAGCGUGUACAGCUUUGGAGGGCUCUUCAUCAUCACUGGCGUCGUCUCGGUAUCUUCCGUAUUGAUAUAUGUGAUUUCGUUCUUCUAUUCUCAUUGGCCUUCUUCGACCGCGAUUCCUCCCGGUGAUCACUCCCUUUGGUCCAUGUUUUCGGAAACCGCAAAUAACUUUUUUCGAGAGCACGGAUUAUUUAAAUGCUUGGAGAGAAAUGGAUCUACGAUAGCUCCGACCUCGCAUUUCCGAAGAAGGGAAGCUUCUCCUAAUAAUGAUAUUGAACUGAUUGCGAGGACACCAAAUGAAGGAGAGAGGCCAGUACUCAUUAUACACGUUUGAAUAAUGAAGAUCGUGUUUUAAGAGAGGCUUAUCGAGCACGAGAACGAUUCACCUCAUCUAGGUAUGUGUAUACACACAUAUUAGCAAUUUGUUUUGUUUUCUUUUUCUUUUGGAAUAAGGGGUGCAUUUGGGUUGA
Molecule: messenger RNA, 1350 nt
Organism: Syzygium oleosum
Lineage: Eukaryota; Viridiplantae; Streptophyta; Magnoliopsida; Myrtales; Myrtaceae
Product: glutamate receptor 2.8-like
Exons: 3
Coding region: 93-1214 (373 amino acids)
Cellular component (GO): plasma membrane
Molecular function (GO): ligand-gated monoatomic ion channel activity; signaling receptor activity
Source: RefSeq, a predicted model, not a curated record